AUGGCGCUAAACGCACCGAGUGGGAGUUGCUGCUCGAAAGUGUACGUGCAUCCUCUGGUCAUCAUGCAAAUGUCCGAACAUUAUUCGAGGACUAAGGUUCAGCAAGGAGCCACUGUUAAAAAAGUGUUCGGGGCGAUUCUCGGAAAGCAAACCGGAAGGCAAGUGGAGGCGAUCAAUUCGUUCGUCUUCAAAAUGGAGACUGAAGAAAUGACAAACUCGCACUCCUUCAACGCCGAUCAUCUCACUGCUAGAGCUGAGCAAUGUAAAUUCGCCAAUGAAUCGAUAUAAACAUCAGGAACGUUUUAUUUUCAGACCUCGAGGUAUUUCCUGAACUUCAAGUGAUCGGAGCCUAUUCUACCGGCGAGGACGAUAGACUGUCUUCCGACGAUAAGGCGAUUAUGGCAAAGCUGGCAAGCACGAUGCGUAACUCGGAGAAAGCGGGGCAAAUCGACGCAACUCUCUUCUUGAAAUUGAAUUCUGUCACCACCGGAUCGACUCGCAAACUUCCUUUGUUCGCAUUCGAGGGAGAUGUUGCUGACAGUGAGAAGCACCGACAAGUCGAGUGGGUGCUCGUUUCGGAAGAAAGCGAACGCAUCGGAGUCAAUCACAUCGCCAAGUUAUCGACGAAACACGGAAAAGAUGACACUUCUGUGGGCAGAAAGCACGCGGAAGCCCAGAAUGCGGCUAUGAGCAUGCUCCAGAAUCGGGUUGAUGUAUGAGAGAUUUCAUGGUUAACUUGAGACAUAUUUUUCGGUAUUUCAGUUGAUUGUGGCCUACUUGGAGAAGAUUCAGAACGGAUCAUUGCAACCGAAUUUUGAAAUUCUGAGGGAGGCGAAUUUGCUGGCACAGAAACUUAACACAAUCGAUAGAUACGCUGCGGAUUUCGGGGACAACUUCCGAAAGGAGGAAAACACGAUGACGAUGUUCUCGUUGAUGCCGAAGUUGACGGCUCUUCUGGGAAGCAUGCAGCAAGUGUGGUCGAAGAUAUCCGUCCAGAGAACGGACGUUCUCACCGAUGACGGAUUCCACGGAAAGUCGGUGACUCGAUGGGCCCACUCACUGGACAAAAUGAGAUUCAAGCAACAGAUGGGGCGCCCACAGCAGGCGGAUGUGAGUGAUUUACAGACGGAACGGUGAACCACGUUCUACUUUGCAGGAUGAUGAUUACUUCGACGAAGACGAUAUGGAGAACGAAAUGAGCGGCCCUCGUAGAAAGAUUCAUGCUGCCGAUUCGCCGACCGGGUUCCGCAGAAGACGUGCUCCACCAAGAGGUAACGUAAUUAUUACGAAUCUAAGUUUUCUAAAAGAAUGAUAGAGUUUGCAGCUAUGUCGAACAUGGCGAACACUGCUCGCAAUGUGAACAAUCUAUCUUCUGUUGGAACCGACGAAAUGGAGUUGUCCGGACAAGAAGACAUUCCGGGACCUUCUGGAUCGGGCACUCAUUACAUUCCGGAUGCUCCGAGACCGUCCGCCACCGGAGCCAACGAGUCCGACGAGUCGAGCCAAGCAUUCUGA
Molecule: messenger RNA, 1515 nt
Organism: Caenorhabditis sp. 36 PRJEB53466
Lineage: Eukaryota; Metazoa; Nematoda; Chromadorea; Rhabditida; Rhabditidae
Source: the annotation of a GenBank genome assembly